Messenger RNA from Stylonychia lemnae, 1389 nucleotides. Lineage: Eukaryota; Ciliophora; Spirotrichea; Sporadotrichida; Oxytrichidae. The record is from the annotation of a GenBank genome assembly.
AUGUUCUAAUAAAAGGAUUCGCAGGAAACUUUGCUGCAUUAGACUAGUAGAUCCAGAACAAAAUUAGGAUUAGCUAGCUUUUUAAUUAUAGGUUCUGCUGUUGGAUUAGUUAUGAUUUUUAACAGUGUGAAUUACUCUUCAGAUAUUUUGGUAGCAUAGUCUGAAUAGACACAGCUAUAAACUUCUACUCUCAGAGGAAAAGACGCUCAUGUUGCAUUCUAUUAGUCUUGCUAUACAAGGGCAGAUCAAGAAUCGAAUAGUAACUGGAGAAAGUGGAGGAAUAUAAUGGAUGAAUGUCUUUCUGAAUAAUACUGUUUGCCAGGAAGUAGAUUUACUGCUGAUGAUGGACAAGUUUGGCAAAAAUAUAACUUUGAAAACUUCGCUUAUAAUAGAUGUUAUGGUCCAGCAGAUGCAUUAACAGAAGCUAAAUAAGGAUGGGGAACAGAAAUGUGGAACCAAUAUGUUCUUGAUUGCAAUUCAGCUAUGUGUAAACUUUAACCACCAACCUACAGAUGGAAAUUGACUGAUUAUUUGGCAAAGAAUUAAGAGUGCAAGGCUUCAGCUGAUAAAUCCUUUAUUUAUUCAAGACCAGAUUUAUAUUAUGCGAGUAUCAACUUAUGCCUUGGAAAAUUAUACUGCAACAAAGAUGAAACCUACAACUUGCCCAUAUGGACAUUUGAUUAGUGGGAUAAAGCUUCUAAUGAAUGUAAUACUCUAGCUAUAAGUUGGUAUAACUCUGGUGACAGCACUUGGUCUAACAAGAUGAGUCAGUGUCAUUAACAAAAAUGCGCGAAAAUUAGUACUGGUACUUACCUUAAAGCAAACCCGAAUCCAGAUUAUCCAGAAGGUUCUUGGAUCUUUAUGGGAAAGUAUGGAGUUGAUGCUUAAGAUAGAGCAUUUCAAAGAUGUUGGAAUGAAUGCCCAAACAUAAUGCUCGCAGAAAAAAGAGCAACAAAUGGAAGGGACUGGUUUUGUGCAAGACACAUUGAUGCAAAAACAUUUACUGAAGGAUAUUUUUUAGCACUGCAGUCUUCCACUGAAUAAGAACUUGAAUAUCUUCCUUAAAAUGAAACUAUUACAAGUUUAGUAACAGUAGAUGGAGCAGCUGAUGCAGUUGGAGCAUCUAUAGAUGCUAUCAUGAAAUUAGGGAAAGCGUUCGUGCUUGCCUUCAAUCCUGUGAUGUGCUAUUAUAAAAGAGACGGCUCAUAAAUUCCAACCUUACUCUAACAAUAUAUUAGACCAAACAAAAUUGUUUGGAGACUUAAUGAGGAUUCAUAUAAGUGCAGAUUAGAUGGAGAUUGCUAUAAUGGCUGCCUUAAUUAUGGUCUUCUUAGAUAUUAAUGCUUUAUUGAAGGAAAAAAACCAAACGGGAGAUGUGCUUGCUGGUGA